Guyanagaster necrorhizus is the source of this 929-nucleotide messenger RNA. RefSeq lists its product as uncharacterized. Bases 1 to 537 code for a protein of 178 amino acids. The record is from RefSeq and is a predicted model, not a curated record. NCBI's taxonomy places the organism in Eukaryota, Fungi, Basidiomycota, Agaricomycetes, Agaricales, Physalacriaceae. The transcript has 4 exons.
AUGGCCGUCGUCGUAUUGCAUGACCGACAAGCACACGGCAGCAUGAUCACCAUACAUACAUACAUACGGAAAUUGAAAGACCGGGGGGCCAGAAUAUUCUUUUGGAGUUUAGCAACGAGUUGGGAAGCCUUCCAAGUCGCGCCGGACGCGUUGAAAGAGUUUCUAUGUACCGCCAAGUUUCCGAUCGUGAACGAGGUGAGGUGCCAUGCGCGGGUGAUUAAAUUUGCACAAAAGAUACCUUUGUUCUUUCGAAUUUGCGUCGUCGCUGACCCUGACGCUGCACUCGUACCGGCUGUGUCAGGGAAAAAAACAUACGGAACGUCCCAGGAAGAGGGUCGUGAUGGGAUCGGUAAAAUCUCCGUGUAUGCAUAUGAUUCCAAAAAGGAUUCACCCUCACGACGACGCCAUGAUGUUGCACGCACGGCGUCCUUUUUUCGUAAACGCCUAUCAGCGAUUCCAGUUACCGCCAACCAAGUGACGGCAUGGUGGACGCGUGCGGAGCCAGAGCCCCCUCCCGGCGGUUCAUCAUCAAAUUGAACCCAUAAGACUCCCAUCGAGGUCGUCCAGAACCAAAUAGCCUAAAACCCCCCAAAUUCCAAUUUACGACGAACUUUUUUUUUUUUUGAUAAUAAUGCUGAUGGAGACCGGGCGUCAUCGUUUUCUCCUCCCUCACACAUGCCCCCCUCACCCGACUAAGGUGUCCCUCGGAAAGUCCGUAUUCAAUGAAACAUCUAAAGUACCGCGGUCAAUGUUCUGAAGCGAGAAUAAUGGUUAGGACCAGCCGGGGUGAUGGUCCCGUAAUCCAAAGGUAUGAAUUUUAACCUAGGACCCUAAAAGAUUUCUCCCAAGCUUGCCGUUUAAGGGCCGCCCCUGGUGGGGAAGGCAAGUAUCUAUUUAGACGGGGGUGAGACUACAAAAGUAUGUACUGA